Molecule: messenger RNA, 918 nt
Organism: Penicillium bovifimosum
Lineage: Eukaryota; Fungi; Ascomycota; Eurotiomycetes; Eurotiales; Aspergillaceae
Exons: 2
Coding region: 1-918 (305 amino acids)
Biological process (GO): DNA integration; DNA transposition
Molecular function (GO): DNA binding
Source: RefSeq, a predicted model, not a curated record
AUGCGUGAUGCGGAUCGCCUUCGGAGACUACCUGGGCAUGUCCAGCGCGAGAGGCAGAUGACCCCGCUGACACCGUCUACCAGCCGAGUGUCUCGAACUCUGCCCUUCCGGCCUUCGAGGCAUCGUCCCCCGCACCCAGCAACGCCCGAUCGAGCCAGCCGAUCCGGGGGGGGGACGGGCUGCCACUCGCACCCCUUCGCCGUCCUCAGCCAAGCUGAAAUUGGGAUCCCCACGGCUACUAUUGCGCGACACUUUGGUUUAUCCCCUUCAACCAUCCAAUAUACCCUCGAACAAGAACACGCCCGAGCAGAUGGGAAGACCUGCCCUCGAUCUGGGAGACCCCCUAUUCUCUCUGAGGGUGACAAACGCUUGAUCCUGCGUUUAAUUAAGCGCGAUCCCUUUAUCGUGUAUCGAGAAAUUCGCGACCAAAGCGGAUUAACGGCGUCUGACGACACCCUUCUUCGUCUGGUGAAGUCCUCGGGCUACGGCCAUUGGAAAGCUAGAAAACGACCCUUCCUGACUCCGGAAGUGGCCGCGCCACGUUAUAAAUGGGCUUUGGCCCACCGGAAUUGGAUGUGGGAUGACUGGAUGCGAGUUGUGUGGAGUGAUGAAUGUUCCGUCGAGAUCGGAAAAGGGAAGCGCCACCGUUGGGUCUUCCACCUGAACCACACCAACAAAAAGUACAAAAAAGAACAUGUGAUCACGUACCGGAAGUCGAAAGGUCUCUCUAUCAUGAUUUGGGGCGCGAUCUGGGGUGGUGGUUCCUCGAAAAUAUACCAAAUGGUUCGAGAUGAGGCAUUCGCCCGAAACGGCUACUCUGCACGCUCGUAUCUCGAUGUUUUAGAGGGAAACCUACCUCAGAUUCUCGAUGAUACGAACCGCAUCUUCAUGCAGGAUGUGAUGGGAAAUUGUCUUUGA